Messenger RNA from Episyrphus balteatus (marmalade hoverfly), 1524 nucleotides. RefSeq names its product monocarboxylate transporter 9. Lineage: Eukaryota; Metazoa; Arthropoda; Insecta; Diptera; Syrphidae. The transcript is spliced from 5 exons. Gene Ontology annotation, biological process: transmembrane transport; monocarboxylic acid transport. Gene Ontology annotation, molecular function: monocarboxylic acid transmembrane transporter activity. The record is from RefSeq and is a predicted model, not a curated record. Bases 58 to 1512 code for a protein of 484 amino acids.
GCAAUUUUUUAUGUUAACUUGUUCGGUUGAUAAAAAAUCGGUUUAACGAUUUCGAAAAUGAAAAAAAACAUAAAACUCGAAGCUCCAGAUGGUGGUUGGGGCUAUCUUGUUUGCAUUGGAAUGUCUAUGCCAUUCACAUGCAUCCUUGGAAAUUUCCCAUCUUUCGGUUUGAUCUUCGGUGACUUCCUGAAAAGUAUUGGAGCUGAAACAAGUGCCAUAGCUUUCAUAACAAGUGCCUUCUUUUGUUCGUUAAGUUUUGCCGGACUUUUUGCAAAUAAUCUCUUCAAAAGAUUCUCCAUUCGGACUGUUGGAAUUGUUGGCGGUGUACUCUAUUUCAUGGGAUCUGUGAUGCAAAUUUAUGUCAAAAGUACUGUUCAACUUACAGUGGCUUAUAGCUUAUUUCAGGGUAUUGCUGCUGGAUUAAUAAUACCAUCAUGCUACACAAUCUUCAAUAGUUAUUUUGUUAAAAAACGUGUUUUUGUGAUGAGCUUAACUCAAACACUCAUCGGAAUUGGAACCAUGUUGUAUCCGGUUAUUGUUCAAAAACUCAUUGAUUGGUAUGGAUUUAGAGGGUGUUUGUUGGUUCUUGCGGCCAUAAAUAGCCAUGCAAUAUUAGGAAUGAUUCUAUUGCAGCCAGUAGAGUGGCAUAUGAAAAAAGUUGAGGUUAACGAUGAAGAGAUUGAGGAAGAUCGUACAGAGCCUUUAAUGAGCGCAGAAGAACGUCGCCAGGAACCACAAGAUACCUUAAAUGUUCAACCAAAUGAAAGUCUUGCAACUCGAAUGGGAAGUAUUGUCAGCUUAGGUAAUUGGAAUGGACCGAUUGCUUUGAGUGGAGCAUCUGUGGAAUUUCAACCAUUUCCGAAUAAACCAACACUUUGGCAAGCUAUUGUUGACUUUCUUGACUUAUCUCUUCUAAAAGAUCCAAUUUAUUUAAAUAUUGUUUUGGGAAUGUCAUUUUGCUUAUACUCAGAUAUGGCUUUUUUCACUUUGCAACCGUUGUAUCUUUUUGAAUUGAAAUAUACUAAGACGGAAACUGCUAACAUUAUCGCAAUUGGAGCUGCUGCUGAUAUGAUAUCACGUGUUGUUAUAGCAGUUAGCGCUAUUUUUGUCCCAGUUUCAUCGCGUUUUAUUUAUGUGGCUGGAGCAUUUUUUACUUUUAUCGCAAGAUUUGCUUUUUUGGAAGUAUUUGAUUUUACUCGUAUGGCCAUAAUAACUGCAAUAUUGGGUUUCUUGCGCACAUGGUUCCAUGUAACAAUGUCGUUGGUAGUUGCAGAACAUCUUCCUAUGAAGCGUUUUGCAUCGGGUUAUGGAUUAUUUAUGUUUCUUCAGGGAAAUAUAAUGUUUUUAAUAGGUCCAAUUGUGGGUUAUGUACGUGAUAGAACUCAGGAUUAUGCUCUAACAUUUCAUUGUUUGAACUUUUUUAUGGCUCUUUGUGUAUUUCCAUGGAUAAUGGAAAUGAUUUAUGUUAAAUGUCGUAAGCAAAAUAAAAGUGCAGAUCAUGACCUUAAUUAAAUAAAUUAACUU